ACUGAAAUCUCCCCAACCCUUGAACCCAGGAACAGACGCCGCUCCCAGAAAUUCCAACCCAAUCGAUUUACAUCUCACACACACAAAAAAAAAAAAAAAAUCGACUUUCACGUAAAAAAAACGAAAAUCUCCAAAAUCUCGAUCGUUUCGUGCGUUCGCCGUCGACCCGAUAACCCACUUACCCGACCCAGAUAAAUCCAUUUCUCCCGGUGGAAUCGGAAAGACUUCCUCAUGAGCUCAGUAUAAUGACCCGCACCGGAGCUCGCCGGAGCCCAAAAUCCGAUUCAGAAACACCCGACGGAGGAGCAACCGUCACCGCCGCCGGAGGCGGAGGAACCACCGCGAUGAGGGUCAUCGUGCCAUUACAAGGCGUGGUUCAGAAUCGCGGAGGUUUGUUCCUGGGCUCCGUGAUUCCAUGUGCUCUCUUCUACUUCCUCCAGCUUUACCUGAAAAGGAACCGGAGGAACGAAACCGACAGGGGUCCGAGCGACCAGAACUCUGGCUCCUCACCCGGGUCGGGUUCGCCGGGCCCGACCCGGUCGCAAUCCGCCGGCCAGCUCACGGAGCUCACUGGGUUGCCCCGGUCUCUCUCUCGGGCUCUUCUCUCGCCGAGGAAUUCGAGCGGACCCGUUUCGGUUUCGGGUCGGGCGAAUAGUGUCCUCAAGGGCGGGGAUUCUCCGUACUACGUGGGGAUGAAACGGGUUGAGGAGGACCCGUAUGACGAGUCGGGUAACCCAGAUGGCGUCAUCGAACUCGGUUUAGCUCAGAACAAGUUAUGCUCGGAUAUUCUUGAGGACUGGCUUUCGGAGAAUCCGAGGGAAGCAGUUUCAGGUGGAUUGAGUAUCAGUGGCAUCGCUUCUUAUUAUCCCUCUGAUGGACAGAUGGAGCUGAAAACGGCAGUGGCAGGGUUCAUGUCUGAAGCAACCAAGAACUCGGUUUCCUUCGAUCCAUCCCAGUUAGUAUUGACUUCUGGUUCAUCUUCCGCUAUCGAGAUUCUUUCGUUCUGCUUAGCUGAUCCUGGAAAUGCUUUCCUGGUUCCAACACCGUGUUCCCCCGGAUUCGAUAGGGAUGUGAAAUGGCGAACGGGUGUGGAGAUCAUACACGUUCCUUGCAGAAGUGCUGACAACUUCAACGUAUCCGUGAGUGCACUUGAUCGGACAUUCUAUCAGGCCAAGAAACGCGGUGUCAGAAUCCGUGGCAUCAUAAUAUCUAACCCGUUGAAUCCCGUGGGAAGUCACUUGAGCAGAGAGAACCUCUAUGCCCUCUUGGAUUUUGCCCGUGACAGAAACAUCCAUAUAAUCUCCAAUGAGGUCUUUGCAGGGUCGGUCCAUGGGAACAAAGAAGAAGGGUUUGUGAGCAUGGCUGAAAUCACCGAUACGGAAGAGAAUAUUGACCGGGAAAGAGUUCAUAUCGUGUAUGAUCUAUCAAAGGACUUAUCUUUUCCGGGUCUCAGAACAGGUGCCAUCUAUUCCUUCAAUGAGAAUGUUCUAGCAGCUUCAAGAAAACUCACAAGACUCUCGCCCGUAUCAUCCCCGACCCAGCAUUUGCUCAUAUCUGCACUUUCCAAUGCAAAGCUUGUUCAGACAUUCAUCAAAACCAACAGGGAGAGACUACACAAAAUCUACACAGAUCUUGUGAAGGGUUUGAAAGAUUUGGGGAUAAGCUGCACGAGAAGCAAUGGAGGAUUUGUGUGUUGGGCUGAUCUGAGAGGAUUCAUAUCUUCUUACACUGAGAAAGGGGAGAUUGAACUGUGGAGCAAGUUCUUGAACAUUGGCAAGAUCAAUGUAACCCCAGGAUCUUGUUGCCAUUGCAUCGAACCUGGAUGGUUCCGGUUUUGUUUCGGUAAUUUGUCUGAGAAUGAUGUGCCUCUGGUUAUGGACCGCCUUCGAAAAGUUUGUGAAACUUGUAAAUCUCAGGAUUGAAAUUGGUAUUUGAUUAUUUAUUUGUUCACUUCUGCAGAUUUUCCAGAUGAUUCACCAAGCUUUUCUCUA
Molecule: messenger RNA, 1991 nt
Organism: Tarenaya hassleriana
Lineage: Eukaryota; Viridiplantae; Streptophyta; Magnoliopsida; Brassicales; Cleomaceae
Product: probable aminotransferase ACS10
Exons: 5
Coding region: 246-1922 (558 amino acids)
Biological process (GO): amino acid metabolic process; biosynthetic process
Molecular function (GO): L-aspartate:2-oxoglutarate transaminase activity; aromatic-amino-acid:2-oxoglutarate transaminase activity; pyridoxal phosphate binding
Source: RefSeq, a predicted model, not a curated record